Molecule: messenger RNA, 2624 nt
Organism: Clupea harengus (Atlantic herring)
Lineage: Eukaryota; Metazoa; Chordata; Actinopteri; Clupeiformes; Clupeidae
Gene: zcchc7
Product: zinc finger, CCHC domain containing 7
Biological process (GO): TRAMP-dependent tRNA surveillance pathway; nuclear mRNA surveillance of mRNA 3'-end processing; nuclear polyadenylation-dependent CUT catabolic process
Cellular component (GO): TRAMP complex
Molecular function (GO): RNA binding; zinc ion binding; aspartic-type endopeptidase activity
Source: RefSeq, a predicted model, not a curated record
GAUCUAUAAAUAAAUAACGUCAGUAUUUCAGAUCUUUAGAGAAAUAAAGCUUAAGGACACGAUUAGUUUACCCCCAAAGUAAGUCGAUUGGUAAAACCAGCUGAUUACAUUAAACUGGCUACUUUGGGGGACAGCGUUGCACGUGGGUACAACAGUCGUUUGCCCCUUAGCGAACCAAGAGUUUCAGCUUCAUUAAACAAUUACAAUUGAAUGUAACGUUAAAGUACAUCAUCACCACCAUAGCCGACAAGAGAAUCGUUUGGAAGGUAGCCUAAUUCCCUGCGAAAAUUGUACCGGCCCUAUACAGUCUAAAUUGGAUGUUGCUAGCUAGCGGUUUCACAUAGUCAAAACAACCUCACACCACAGCAGUUAGGCAUGUUCUCGGAGUAUCCUGAGGGUGAGGAGUACGAGGAUGACCUCUACUGUGACAGUGAUGAGGACUCUGGGCUCUCUGCAGACAGUGAUGUUGAAAGAUAUCUUUAUUCCCAGCUGCAUUAUGCAUCUUGCCCAACGGAUACAUCUCAGGCUUCCAUUUCAACGCCAAAGAUCCAACCUCAGGUGGCAGAGCCUCUGGUGGGGAAUAAAAAGCGCACACAACCACAACCUCGACCUCCAGAGGUCAUAGUCAUUGACUCUGGGUCUGAUAUCAUCCUAGGCUCAGAUGACGAUGGAAUCUGUUCUUAUAAAGGGUCAAGGGCACAUCUCCACCGGAAGACUCCAACCACCAUGAGAACAUCCUCCAGUGCAUCUGGUACAAGCUCUGCCUCCAAAGGCCUGAGCUCAAGGCCUGCGCAGGUAGUAGUGCUGGGAUCGGAUGACAGUUCAGAGGACAGCUCCGAGGGGGACUCUGAGCAGAGCUCCGAGAGAUCAGAGGACGCUGGCAGACAAAAAGGGAACAAAGCUGUUGAUUUAAGGUCUGAUUCAGACUCGGAUGAUUCAGACUCAGAUUCAGACGGACUGGAGAAAUGGAUGCUUCUGGGCCAGGACAACCAUAAUGAAGACCAAAGCAUUCAACUUAACGUGUCGGGAACUGAUGUUACAGAUGACCAGGAUAGUGCAGUUUGGACGAUUUCACAAAGAGACAAAUUGGCUCAGAUCUCAAAUAGCAGAGGAAACAGACUGGCUAGUAGGCCAGCCAAACGCUACUACACAGAGAAGAAUGUUGUCUGCAACAACUGCCAGUGCACUGGUCACUUGUCCAAGAGCUGUCCCAGACCACAGAAACUGCAUCCCUGUUUGCACUGUGGUCUCCUCGGGCACCUCUACCGAACCUGUCCCUCCGUGUACUGCAGAAACUGUGCCCUGCCGGGACACACUCCAGACGUCUGCCCUGAGCAGUCCUACUGGUUCAAGCACUGCCACCGCUGCAACAUGAAGGGCCACUUCCAAGAUGCCUGCCCACAGAUAUGGAGGCAGUUCCAUAUCACAACUCAUGCUGGUCCCCUGUGUAAACCUGCAGACCCACAGGCACACUCAACUACUCCCUACUGUUGCAACUGCUCCCAGAAGGGCCACUUUGGUUUCGAGUGCUCCCAGAGGCGGAUGUUUAGUGGGAUCUAUCCCAGCCUCCCAUUCACUGAUCACUAUGAUAGGCCUAAAGACUUUAAACGCCGUGACAACUUCCUAAAGAAGAAAGCCAAAGAUUUGGAGGAGGCUGGACUGCUUGUGUUGGGCCCUACCCAUGAAACAGAAGCUACAGGAUUCUCCUCACCCCUAUAUAAGAAACAGAAGACCCAUAACCACCCACAACACAAGAAUAAGUCUCCACACAAGAACUUUCAGCAGGGUAGCUCUAAACAGAAAAACCCUUACCUCGAAAGAACUAUACACAAGAAAAAUAAUCCGAAAACCUCUCUGAGCAUAAAACCUAAGCACCUCUUCUUUGGGAAGAACCGCACCCCGCGAGACAGAGACGCAGCCACAGCCCCAGCCCCAGCGUGCAACAACCAGACCAAGCCAAAGAAACAGAGGAAAGCCCAUAGGAAUGGCCUGCUGGAGGACGGGGAAGACUUUCCUCGGGGACCACGGGAUUGGACCCCCAACUACCCCGCCACGCUUUUCUCCAACUCCGCUGAGGGCAAUGCCUCUAAGAAAAAGAACAAGAGGAAACAGAAGGAGAAGAAGGCCUGGAAGGACAAACCUGCCAACAUGUACCCUGAAGACGAGAACCUGUUUUCAAUCAAACAGAGGAAAACCAAACGCACAAGAUAAACAUGCUUGUGUGUGUGUGUGUGUGUGUGUGUGUGUAUGAGUACUGCAGAGAAUCUUGGGUGUAUUGCAUCACCUCCUUUGCCUUGUUUCAGUGCCACUCAGCCAAACCUGUCUGCAUUAGAGCUCCCUCUGGUGGCUAGUCUACCAUUUUGUUGUCUUAAAUUUUGGCUGGCUGCAGAUUUGAAUUCCCUCUCUUCUGAAUCGUUGGUUUCGUUCAUUGCUGGCCACAAAUUUAAGGUAGAGAGAUGGAAGGCGGGAAUGAAAGUUAAAAAAAAAAAAAAAAAAGUCAUUUAGAGUUUUAGAAGUUCGGGCUUUGAUGUGCAUGAAUUUAGAAAGUCACAAAUAUUUUACAGUAAUUUCCAUCUCAGUAUUGCUCCAUAAUUAAGCAUCUGUAUUAAAAAACUUGAUUUAGA